This is a messenger RNA of Macroventuria anomochaeta, 1080 nucleotides long. RefSeq lists its product as uncharacterized. The record is from RefSeq and is a predicted model, not a curated record. The transcript has 3 exons. Lineage: Eukaryota; Fungi; Ascomycota; Dothideomycetes; Pleosporales; Didymellaceae. Bases 1 to 1080 code for a protein of 359 amino acids.
AUGGCGCGUGGAUAUGACAGCAACGGGCAGUCACGUGAGGGCUUCUUCAACCUCACUCGGCGGAUGGACAAUGAAGAGGAAGAUCAAUUCGAUGUCGACCACACGAUCCUCGACUUUCUAGUGUACAAGACGACAGCUACCGUAUUCGAGUGGCAAGCCAGUGCGAACAAAUGGGAAUCUGAUCUGCCUGAUGCUCUGGUCACUAUGACCGCUGAGUGGAGAUCGUUUCUUUCGAAAAAGCACCAAGGCCGCCGCCUCAGUAGCCAAGCCGCUUUUCGCUCACGACUUCUGCAAUUCGUUCUCCUAUUGACUCAUCGAUACCACCCAUCAACAAGAUGGACAGACACAAAUGGCCUCCACAGUUUACGCGAUCAGAACAUGAGACGAGGCAAGCUCUGGGCCAGCACACAGACGCCCGAUCCAAUCCUUCCCCUUGAAGGUUCAUACCGAGUACCUGGCGAUGAAUUGUUGUUUGCCCGAGAGCAACGCAUGGCAGUCCUGAGUCUACCCACAAGCUUCGACAUCGGGAUGUUCAACGACUCCGAUCAUGCUUCGCUCCACGAUCUCCUUCCGUUGUUCGUUGAGCUCACAGCUGCACGUGCCAGUCUUGGUGACGAGUGGCAGCCCACAUCUGGCUGGUUCGAUCUGGCCGGUCAAUUCAUGCUCCAGGCUGUUAUCGACGAAUAUCUUAUCCAUCGUCAAUGUAGCACAGCAGCUUUCACAUCCAUCUUUGCUUUUGGGAGCUCGGGUAUCCAACGGGAAGAUGUCGAGGGAGCUGAUAUUAGGGCCGUGCGUAAUGUGUUCUGCAGAGACGGUUAUGCAUUGGAAGAGCUACCGGAAUGGACGCGCAUCAGACGCCGAUAUGUCAUAGAGGCGAGAGCGAUAGCAACACUCGAAAAUAUUGAAAGCCGGCAUUCGUAUGUCAAAUUCGAGGACAGCCUGGUCUCAUUCCUGCAGCAUCUGCACGAUACCGCAGUCAAGCCUGAUCUCAUACAAGUUGAAGAAGGACGUAUCAACAUCGACGGUAACGAGCUCUCGGAGAGGAAGUCGCGAGAGAUGAUCAAGCGCAUGAGGCUUUGA